This is a messenger RNA of Macrobrachium nipponense, 1118 nucleotides long. RefSeq lists its product as uncharacterized. Gene Ontology annotation, molecular function: DNA-binding transcription factor activity. The record is from RefSeq and is a predicted model, not a curated record. Lineage: Eukaryota; Metazoa; Arthropoda; Malacostraca; Decapoda; Palaemonidae. The transcript is spliced from 5 exons. The coding region runs from base 82 to 675 and encodes 197 amino acids.
CUCUAGUCAGCAUCUGUAAAUGUAAACAAAAGUCAUUUGUGGUCAACUGACUCCUGAGGAAAUUGUCAAGUCAAAUUGUUCAUGAUGGAAGAGACUGAAUGCAUAAAAAAGGACGUAGAAUUGGUAGAUGGAUGUGAACAGCUUAAAGGAGAAGAACUACCAUGGGUACCAUUAUUUUCCCAGAAGUACACGAAUUACAAAGGCUUGGUAAAUACCCUGGCGGACGCUAAAGAAAUUCUUCGAAGGCUCGAAGUAUCAACAUGUACCAAGUAUGCUGUGUGGAAUACGAACAAAAAGAAUUUUGGAAUGACAGAAUUUUCACCAUUCUCAAGACCCUUCAGAAUCUUCUGGGGUCCAGAUCUCGUCCCAUAUGUUAUGUUAAACAGAAAAGUGCUAGACUGCCAACAUGGAAGAGAUAGGAAAGUGGCAUGGAAACAGAGGCAGAGAGCUAUAAAAAUGUUAGGUGAUGAAGAAGGAAAGCCAAGGAUCAAGAGACGAAAGAAGGAUCCAAAUUUAAAGUCACAGAGUGUCAUUGAGAAUGGGGCUGUCGUUGAUUUGGGAAACUGGACAAAGAAAUAUGAUUGUCCAGCUCAAGUGAUUUUCCAAGAAAUUCUCAGGUUUCCUGAAUAUAAGCUUACAAAAAAAUACAAAAAUGGACCGAAAUCAAGACUGUAAGGAUUCUGAGAAAGGAUUUGAAGGCUAUGAAUGACAUAACGUGCAUUCGAGGAUUUAUUGUCACAGUACCAGAAGAUAGCCAUCAUCAGAACCAUGUCAUUGGUCUUGGUGUUGGUGUAUGGCGGGAGCUCAACCCUCAGCUUCUAAAUUGGAUACAGUCAAUGGUGGGUCAAGGACUUACGAGUGUUGCUAAAAUGAGAAAGAGUUUACGUCACCUUGUUAAGGAGAAUUUUCCCAAUGUUGAUACAAAUAACACCCACUUCUAUCCUCCAGCAAAAACAAUAGCUUAUUACAUGCAUCUAGUUAGAAUGCGUCUUCUUGGCACCAAAGAUGAUCCCAAAGAUCUAGAGCCUCAAAAAGGAAGAUUUAGGAAAGAAAAAGAUGAGGAACUGUGCGAUUAUUUUCUUCUACCAACGAGGAAGUCCCUUACACCAUUUGAUGAA